ACUCUUCCUAGCGCCACAGACGCAGCUACUGACUGUCCACGGCUGUCUGCGGUCUCGCUCUUCAGCAACAUGGCCACUGCAGUGCCCCUGCCGCAGCCGCUGCUCGACCCUUCGGAGCUGCUCAGGCCGGAACCUCUGUACGCAGGGAAGCCGGUCUCGCAGUUCCGCGACUACACCAUCGACGAGAAUGACCCCGUCAAGGAGCGAGUGCGCAGGCUCUACCUCGCCAUGCACACGCACCAGACAGUGGACUUCGUCAAGAGUCGUCACGAGAAGUGGCGCAAGUUCGACAAGUUCCGCGCUCCCGUGUUGGAAGCCCUCGACACGCUGAACAAGCUGGUGGACGAGAGUGACCCGGACGUCGACGUGCCCAACAUCGUGCACGCCUACCAGACGGCCGAGCGCAUCCGUGAAGACUUCCCGGACUGUGAGUGGCUGCAGCUCACCGGACUCAUACACGACCUGGGCAAGUUCAUGGCGUUCUACGACGAGCCUCAGUGGGCCGUCGUAGGCGAUACUUUCCCAGUGGGCUGCGCCUGGGCCGACUCCAUCGUCUACAGGGACACCAGCUUCGUCGACAACCCAGACGGCAAGGACCCACGAUACAAUACCAAGUACGGCAUGUACAAACCGCACUGUGGACUGAACAACGUGUUGAUGUCGUGGGGCCACGACGAGUACCUUUACCACGCUCUCAGGCAUAACGGUUCCAAGCUGCCCGAAAUCGCGCACAGAAUCAUCCGCUUCCACUCGUUCUACCCGUGGUACACCAACGGGGAAUACAUGCACCUCUGCAACGAGGAGGAUAUGGAAACCCUCAAGUGGGUUAAGGUGUUCAACAAGUACGAUCUGUACACGAAGAGCGACGAGACGCCAGACAUAGACGCGCUCAAGCCGUACUACCAGGGCCUCGUAGACAAGUACCUGCCUGGAACGCUCAGCUGGUAGUGUUCCAUGUGUCCGACGGGUCUGCGGUUGUUUCCAUGGUCUAAAUAAGUGUAUGAAAAUAUUAUCAUAGCAAACGCUGAAGGGUUGAUCAAAAACAUGCUGUACAUUAUGUUGUGUGUUUAAUCACUAGGAAACUGAAUAACUUUUUCUGUAAGUUUUUUAAUAUACACAAUUUCAUUAUAUAAAUAAAUAUUUUUAUUCGAUGCCACUCUGUAUUUCUUUUUUGAAUAAAAAUUUUGUAUGUAACUGUA
Messenger RNA from Schistocerca gregaria, 1199 nucleotides. RefSeq names its product inositol oxygenase-like. Gene Ontology annotation, cellular component: cytoplasm. The record is from RefSeq and is a predicted model, not a curated record. The transcript is spliced from 6 exons. The coding region runs from base 70 to 948 and encodes 292 amino acids. Gene Ontology annotation, biological process: inositol catabolic process. Lineage: Eukaryota; Metazoa; Arthropoda; Insecta; Orthoptera; Acrididae. Gene Ontology annotation, molecular function: iron ion binding; inositol oxygenase activity.